CGCACGUUAACGAUCCACCACAACACCCCCCACCGACGCCAUCCCAUCUGCACCAAAUGACCAGCGAUGCGCAAACUCCCGUGAAACUCUCCCUCCCUCUUGAAUUUCAGCAAGACAUCUUCAAAGAACUGCGCGAGGAAGAUGAGCUCGUCCUCCUUGCGCGGGGCCUCGGCCUUCUGCGCAUAGUCACCAAUCUCCUGCACUCGUACGAUGCCGCCGGCAACAACCUCAUCCUUCUCGUCGGCGCCGACGAUCGUGAAAAUGUCUGGAUUGGCGAGGCGCUGGCCGAGCAUGCGGCCGUCAGCAUGGCACCCAAGUGCAGAGGGCUAAGCCUGGUGAAUACCGACUUGAUGACUGUGGGUGCGCGCGAGAAAAUGUACGCCCAAGGCGGUGUGUUUAGCAUCACGUCGCGGAUCCUGAUUGUGGAUUUCUUGUCUGGGUUGCUGAACCCGGAAACCGUCACAGGUAUAGUGGUGUUACAUGCUGAGAAGGUCGUCGCGACAUCGUUAGAGGCCUUCAUUCUGAGAAUCUAUCGGCAGAAGAACAAGGUGGGCUUUUUGAAGGCGUUCUCGGAUACUCCAGAACCAUUUACCUACGGAUACUCGCCUUUAUCGAACAUGAUGAAGAACCUUUUCCUGAAGAAGCCGGCGCUGUAUCCACGAUUCCAUGUUUCGGUUGCAAAGUCGUUGGAAGGACGUAAGAAGGCGGAAGUCAUUGAGCUGGAAGUGCCUAUGACAGACGCGAUGCAGGACAUCCAGAACGCGGUGCUUGAAUGCGUGGAAGCAAGUAUCAGCGAGUUGAAAAAAGCCAAUCCUGGUCUUGAGGUGGAGGACUGGACGCUGGAUAGCGCUCUCCAUAAGAACUUCGAUCAGAUUAUCAGGCGUCAAUUGGAUCCUGUCUGGCAUCGAACAACCUUCAAGACACGACAGGUUGUUCGUGACCUCUCGCUACUCCGGACAAUUCUACAUGCGCUUCUUACGUACGAUGCUGUUAACUUCAAUAAGUAUCUUGACACAGUCUUGGCAGCGUCGCAACCGCCGCCCGGUUCGACGAAACAGAAUCAAUCCCCGUGGUUGUUUCUUGAUGCAGCAGACACCAUAUUCACCACAGCCAAGCGAAGAGUAUAUGCAGGCAAGGUUUCUAAUGCAGAUCUAGCGAACAGCACUACUGCCGUACCCGAAGCUCUAGAACCCGUCCUUGAAGAAUCUCCCAAAUGGAUCCAGCUUGCUGAGAUCUUGCAGGAGAUUGAGCAAGAUGCAUAUCUCAAUCCCACACCGCAGGACUCUUCAAAUGGCUCUAUACUCAUCAUGUGUGGCGACCACGGUACCGCAGCACAGUUGCGAGAGUUCUUACAAACCAUGUACGUGAAGCCUGAGGAAGCCACCGAUGACGAUGAAGACGACAGCGAGCCGUCGGCAAGAUUCAUGAUGCGCCGCAAGCUCCGCAACUAUCUUUUCUGGAAACGCGACUUCAGCAGAGUCAGUGCUGCGCUGUUCUCUGAGAACCAAAAAGCUAUCAACACCAGCACCGAGCAACAAGCAAAGAGCGGGAUGCGUCAGUCCUCGGGCAGACCACCUCCAAACAAGCGACGACGUGUGAGAGGAGGUGGGAACGCCGCUGCGGGUCCUUCUCGACCAGAAAACGGUGCUAUGCGCACGGCGGGGGACCGAGACUCGCAUAUCGCAAGCCUCAUGGCUGAACUCCAACCCACCGAGUUCGAAGCCGCACAAAAGUCUGGCGAUGUAGGCUUCGACCCUCUCGAGAACAUGGAAGACUACUACGAACUAUUUUCGAUGGACUCUUUAGCCAUCGUGCAUCCCUAUUCAGGCGAUCUUGACGAACAUAUUCUCGAGGAAACGAAACCGCGAUAUGUUGUCAUGUACGAACCAGACGCUGCCUUUAUCCGCCGCAUAGAAGUCUACCGCUCCAGCCACACAGAUAGGACAGUCAAAGUGUUCUUUAUGUACUACGGCGGCAGUGUAGAAGAGCAACGUUAUCUUUCCGCCGUGCGCCGUGAAAAAGACGCCUUCACACGGCUUAUCAAGGAGCGCGCAAACAUGGCCUUGACGAUAAACCCAAAUGCCAACCUCGCACCUGAAGAAUCUUUCCUCCGCACAAUCAACACACGCAUAGCAGGCGGCGGUCGUCUUGCAGCAACUGCCGAGCCCCCCCGCGUAGUCGUCGAUGUGCGCGAAUUUCGCUCCUCCUUGCCCUCUCUACUUCACGGCCGCUCCAUGGUCAUAGUACCCUGCAUGCUGACAGUAGGCGAUUACGUUCUCACACCGCAGAUCUGCGUCGAGCGCAAGUCCGUACGCGAUUUAAUUGGUAGUUUCGCAAACGGGCGGUUAUUCAACCAAGUCGAGUCCAUGAUGGAGCACUACAAGCACCCCAUGCUCCUGAUCGAAUUCGACCAGAACAAAUCCUUCACCCUCGAACCGUUUACCGACUUCUCCGCCCCGUCAAACGCGUCGGGUCUCGCGGCCGCACCGGAUUUGCAGGGCAAAAUCGUUAUGCUGACGCUGGCUUUCCCGCGCUUGCGCAUCAUUUGGUCCUCGUCCCCGUACCAGACGGCUGAAAUCUUUGCCGAGCUGAAGAAGCAGCAGGAUGAGCCUGAUCCGCUGAAGGCAGUGCAGUUGGGCCUGGAUCCGAACAUGGAGGGCAACGAGAUGCGCAGCUUCAACCAGACGACGCAGGAUAUGCUGCGCGCGCUGCCGGGCGUCACGGAGCAGAUUGUUACGACACUGUGCUUGAAGGUUGAGAACGUCAUGGAACUGGCGAAUAUGAAUGAACGGGAGAUUUGCUGGCUGAUUGGGACGGAUGUGGGGAGGAGGGUGCAUCGGUUCUUCAAUAGAAGUGUGUAUGAGGACGUGCAGCUGCCUACAUUCACGUAGUAUUACGAUUACGAAAUUUGAACGAUGAAGGGUAUUGCAUGCAUUUCUCCUCUAUCUCAUGACAUCGCAAAGGUAUGGAACAGGGUGGCCGUCGUGAAC
Messenger RNA from Dothidotthia symphoricarpi CBS 119687, 2990 nucleotides. Its product is annotated as DNA repair endonuclease XPF. Gene Ontology annotation, biological process: double-strand break repair via homologous recombination; nucleotide-excision repair involved in interstrand cross-link repair; resolution of meiotic recombination intermediates. Gene Ontology annotation, cellular component: nucleotide-excision repair factor 1 complex. The record is from RefSeq and is a predicted model, not a curated record. The coding region runs from base 57 to 2891 and encodes 944 amino acids. Gene Ontology annotation, molecular function: single-stranded DNA endonuclease activity; single-stranded DNA binding; damaged DNA binding. The transcript is spliced from 2 exons. NCBI's taxonomy places the organism in Eukaryota, Fungi, Ascomycota, Dothideomycetes, Pleosporales, Dothidotthiaceae.